AUGUCUACAACUUGUUCGCUCCCAGACGUCGAGCUGGGGCUCCUGGAGGACCUUUAUAUGCCGUCCAUCCAGGACAAGAUCGAUGCCCUCGAAGAGGACAACGUUCCAGUCAUUUAUGGCCUCUGGACAAAGCUGCCUACCUGCUACCGAGACCAACCGGCGGCUGAAGAAUCUCUUCUGGAGAGUCUGGAGCAAUCGUACUCUCCAGAAAAAUGUCAAUAA
Molecule: messenger RNA, 222 nt
Organism: Penicillium daleae
Lineage: Eukaryota; Fungi; Ascomycota; Eurotiomycetes; Eurotiales; Aspergillaceae
Exons: 2
Coding region: 1-222 (73 amino acids)
Source: RefSeq, a predicted model, not a curated record